AUGGGUCAAAAAGGCAUCCGCACCGCUCUUAAAGUCGAUCUCGAUAAGCCGGCAUGGGAGCAACCCGGUCUGCAUACGGCACGUCACCACCUUAUGAUCGCUCGAUCAUGUCCGUCUAACGUUCAUCUAGUUCCAUCCACCGGAAAGAUCGCGAAUAAUGAAGUCGUCAAAAUCGAAUGCCUCGACUGGACUGGCGGCCAAAUCAAGAACAACGACUCCGCCGACGACGUCAAGAACGUUGACCUCAGUCAAAUUCACUAUCUAUCCGGCCCGUUCGACAUUGAGACAGCCGAGCCCGGCGACGUACUUCUGGUAGAAAUCCAGGACGUUCAACCAUUCGAGCACCAACCGUGGGGGUUUACCGGCAUCUUCCAUCCCCAGAAUGGCGGUGGUUUUCUAGAUGAGAUCUAUCCCAAGCCGGCAAAAGCCAUCUGGGACUUUGAGGGAAUCUUCUGCUCGUCCCGUCACAUCCCCCAUGUUCGCUUCGCCGGCCUCAUUCACCCCGGUAUCCUAGGCUGCGCGCCUUCCGCAGAAGUCCUAGCGGAAUGGAACCGUCGCGAGGGCGAACUGAUCACCACCAACACCACCAAACGGGAUGUCGCGAAACCUCCCCUAGCACAGAGUACUCACGCCGGCAGCGCCAGCGAAAGUAUCAAAGAGAAGGUCGGAAGAGAAGGUGCCCGAACCAUCCCAGGCCGCCCCGAACACGGCGGCAACUGCGACAUCAAGAACCUCUCUCGAGGCUCAAAAGUCUAUCUCCCCGUCCACGUCCCCGGCGCCAAAUUCUCCGUCGGCGACCUCCACUUCUCCCAAGGCGACGGGGAGAUCUCAUUCUGCGGCGCCAUCGAAAUGGCCGGCGUGAUCACCCUGAAAUUCACCGUUCUCAAGAACGGCAUGGCCAAGCUCGGCAUGAAGUCUCCCAUCUUCCACCCAGGCCCUGUGGAACCGCAAUUCGGUCCCGGCCGCUACCUAACUUUCGAGGGUUUCUCGGUCGACGAGACCGGCAAGCAGCAUUAUCUAGAUGCUACCGUCGCGUACCGCCAGACUUGUCUGCGGGUCAUCGAGUACCUGCGUCGGUAUGGGUAUAGUGAUUAUCAGAUCUAUUUGCUGUUGAGUUGUGCGCCGGUUCAGGGCCAUAUUGCGGGUUUGGUGGAUAUUCCGAAUGCGUGCACCACGUUGGGGGUGCCGAUGGAUAUCUUUGAUUUUGAUAUCCGGCCUGAGGCGGAGGUCGUGAAGAGGGAUAUGGGAAGUUGUGCGUUUGCGAGUGAUUGA
This is a messenger RNA of Aspergillus melleus, 1272 nucleotides long. Its product is annotated as acetamidase/formamidase family protein. The transcript is spliced from 4 exons. The record is from RefSeq and is a predicted model, not a curated record. NCBI's taxonomy places the organism in Eukaryota, Fungi, Ascomycota, Eurotiomycetes, Eurotiales, Aspergillaceae. The coding region runs from base 1 to 1272 and encodes 423 amino acids. Gene Ontology annotation, molecular function: hydrolase activity, acting on carbon-nitrogen (but not peptide) bonds, in linear amides.